CCUUCUUUGAGAACUCAAAAGCUCCGAAAUUACAGAAAUCUGGCAUUGUUAGUUAUUAAACCCUAGAGCCAAAACCCUACGCCAUGAAGGUCAAAGUAAUAUCCCGCUCCGAUGAUGACUUUACUCGAGAACGAAGCCAAGAUCUUCAGAGAGUUUUUCGCAAUUUCGAUCCCAAUCUUCGACCCCAAGAGAAAGCUAUUGAGUAUGCUCGGGCACUUAAUGCCGCCAAAUUGGAUAAGAUAUUUGCAAGACCCUUUAUUGGAGCAAUGGAUGGGCACAUUGAUGCUGUGUCAUGUAUGGCUAAAAAUCCAAAUUAUUUGAAAGGGAUAUUUUCUGGUUCUAUGGAUGGAGAUAUUCGCCUUUGGGACAUAGCUUCCAGGCGAACAGUCCGUCAGUUUCCUGGUCAUCAAGGUGCUGUACGAGGUUUGACAGCCUCUACAGAUGGGCGUAUUCUGGUAUCUUGUGGAACUGAUUGCACUGUAAGGCUUUGGAAUGUUCCCAUAGCUACCAUUGUGGAAUCAGAUGACUCCUCUAACCAUGCAGCAGAGCCAUUGGCAGUUUAUACUGGGAAGAAUGCAUUUUGGGGUGUUGAUCACCAAUGGGAUGGUGAGCUCUUUGCCACAGCUGGUGCUCAAGUCGAUAUUUGGAAUCACAAUAGAUCUCAGCCAAUUAACAGUUUUGAGUGGGGUACAGACACAGUUAUAUCUGUUCGAUUUAAUCCAGGGGAACCAAACCUCUUAGCAACAUCAGCUAGCGACCGCAGCAUAACAUUGUAUGAUUUGCGUGUAUCAUCUCCAGCAAGGAAACUUAUCAUGAGGACAAAAACUAAUUCCAUCGCGUGGAAUCCUAUGGAGCCAAUGAACUUCACAGUUGCAAAUGAGGAUUGCAACUGCUAUAGUUAUGAUGCUAGAAAAUUUGAAGAAGCCAAAUGUGUACACAAAGAUCAUGUUUCUGCAGUGAUGGAUAUUGACUUCUCACCUACUGGUCGAGAAUUUGCAACAGGAUCAUAUGAUAGAACAGUUAGAAUUUUCCAGUACAAUGGUGGUCACAGCCGAGAAAUCUAUCAUACAAAGAGAAUGCAAAGGGUAUUCUGCGUCAAGUUCAGUUGCGAUGCUAGUUAUAUUAUUUCAGGAAGUGAUGACACCAAUCUUAGGUUAUGGAAAGCUAAAGCAUCAGAGCAAUUGGGAGUGCUGCUUCCGAGGGAAAGAAAAAGGCAUGAAUAUAAUGAAGCUCUCAAGAAUCGGUAUAAGCACCUUCCUGAGGUUAAGCGAAUCGUAAGGCAUAGACACUUACCGAAACCCAUAUACAAAGCAGCUGCUCUCAGACGUACAGUGACUGAAGCUGAAAGGAGGAAAGAAGAAAGAAGGAAAGCUCAUAGUGCUCCAGGAAGUGUUGUAACUGAACCAUUACGUAAAAGAAGAAUCAUCAAAGAAGAAGAGUGAGUUAUGCGUUCUCAGGUAUUUUGAUCAUCAAGGUCCUCAGGUCAGGCUCUUCCCUGGUUGCCAUGCCACAAUUAAGCCAAAACCCAAAGUGAACUGAACAUGGAAGCUCUAGUAUGUUCGGAGCUGAUUGUAUUUAGCAGUUUUGAUAGGCCAAGUUCAUCCAUGCUUUGUAUUCUUCAAAUAAUUUUUCCCCUUUUUAUGGUUGAGAAUAGUUUAUUCAUUUUUAAUAGGAUUUACUAUUGUGGGAAUAUUGUGGAACGCACUAUCAAGUUGUCAGUUUUUUUUAAUUAUUAUUAUUAUAAAAAGAAAAAUAGAAAGAAGCACAAUAUUCUGUCCAA
Manihot esculenta (cassava) is the source of this 1780-nucleotide messenger RNA. Its product is annotated as DDB1- and CUL4-associated factor 13. Lineage: Eukaryota; Viridiplantae; Streptophyta; Magnoliopsida; Malpighiales; Euphorbiaceae. Gene Ontology annotation, biological process: maturation of SSU-rRNA from tricistronic rRNA transcript (SSU-rRNA, 5.8S rRNA, LSU-rRNA). The coding region runs from base 84 to 1442 and encodes 452 amino acids. Gene Ontology annotation, molecular function: protein binding. The record is from RefSeq and is a predicted model, not a curated record. Gene Ontology annotation, cellular component: small-subunit processome; nucleolus. The transcript has 17 exons.